This is a messenger RNA of Wyeomyia smithii (pitcher-plant mosquito), 1506 nucleotides long. RefSeq lists its product as uncharacterized. The transcript is spliced from 3 exons. Lineage: Eukaryota; Metazoa; Arthropoda; Insecta; Diptera; Culicidae. The coding region runs from base 1 to 1506 and encodes 501 amino acids. The record is from RefSeq and is a predicted model, not a curated record.
AUGGAAAACAUCCAGGAGAACGUGCAAAACACUAACCAGAGCGAGCUGGUGCUGGAUUUUUCAGCGAGCAACAUUACUGAGUUUACAUACGACCUGGAGAAAGGCUGUUUGUUUGAUGCGUGGUUUGCCAGGUAUGUAGACCUCUUCGAAAAGGACGCUUCCAAACUCGACGAUGACGCGAAGGUGCCGCUAGUACUGCGAAAUCUCAACCCCACAGCACACGAAAGAUACACGUCAUUUAUCCUUCCAAAGCCCUCUAAGGAAUUCACCUUCGAGGAGACGUUUGCCCAGUUGAAAACCAUUUUCGGCAGUCCGGUGUCCACCUUCCACCGUCGGUACCAGUGCCUCAAGACUGCGAAAGAGGAAAAUGAAGAUUUCAUAACCUACUCCUGUCGAGUCAAUCGAGCUUGUGUAGAUUUCAAGCUGCAGGUGCUAAAAGUGGAGCAGUUAAAGGCUUUGAUUUUCGUGUGCGGGUUGAGGUCACCUAAGGGCGUGGACAUUCGGAUGCGGCUACUUUCAAAUAUUAACGAAACCCAGGACAUCACGCUGGAGAAGAUUGUAGAGAAGUGCAAGAUCAUGAUCAAUUUAAAGAAGGACACUUCUCUAAUCGGUCGUAAGGUUCCUCUCGCGACUGUCGAAUCCGAAGCCAUCGAAGGGGAAACAGAAAAACAAAAACUACCACGCAUCAAGGAUUGUGACAGUAACAAUAUUACGCGCAAUUGGCGCUAUCUGGAGACAGCGAUCAACGAAGUUCCAGUCGAAAUGCAGCUGGGAUCGGGCUCGGGCAUCACGAUCAUAUCCAAGCAAAACUGCAUUAACGUCGGGGAACCAAGAACAUCUCCACCGGACUGUAAAGUUCAAACAGCAUCUGGAGAUAAGUUGAACAUAGAGGCCAUGUUCCGGGCCACGUACACCAUUGGCGAAACUCACAAGGAAGGCCCAGAUCUCAUGGACGAAUUCGGGCUCUGGGAUGUUCCGUUUUCGUCGUUCUUCAAGUUGGUCGGUAGUAAACAGCCAGAUCAGCAGGUAGCCGACCUGAAGCCCAAUUUUCCCGAUGCGUUCACCAAUCGCAUGGGGCGCUGCACGAAAACUCAAGUCCAUCUCACCCUCAAGCCAGCGUUCAGGCUGAAUUGGCCAGUUUCCUACAACAUGGAGGCCGUAGUCGAGGACGAACUGAAGCGACUUGUAAAUUUGGGCAUCAUCACUCCAGUCACUUAUGCCGAUUGGGCGGCUCUCAUCGUGGUGGUCCGCAAGCCGGACUACCCUCUUCCACUCCCGGAGGAUAUAUUCAACCGCUUGGCGAAUUGCAAGAUGUUUAGUCACAUUGACUUCUCGGAUGCCUAUCUGCAAGUAAAGCUCGACGAGGAAAGCAGAAAUUUCGUCACCAUAACACUCACAAAGGGCUAUCGAUUUAACCGGAUCUCCCCCGGUGUCAAGUGCGCAUCCGGCGCCUUUCAGCAGAUCAUGGACGCCAUGCUCAGUGGCCUCCCAUGCGCAUCUGCGUAG